Molecule: messenger RNA, 3218 nt
Organism: Solea senegalensis (Senegalese sole)
Lineage: Eukaryota; Metazoa; Chordata; Actinopteri; Pleuronectiformes; Soleidae
Gene: kcnk9
Product: potassium channel, subfamily K, member 9
Exons: 2
Coding region: 611-2101 (496 amino acids)
Biological process (GO): stabilization of membrane potential; potassium ion transmembrane transport
Cellular component (GO): membrane
Molecular function (GO): potassium ion leak channel activity
Source: RefSeq, a predicted model, not a curated record
AAUAAUCAGAGAAGAACCUCUGACUGCGAUGGAACCUGUUGUCGACGCUGAUUCUUCCUCUUGCGCGCAUGGAAUAUUUAUUUCUUCCACAACAAGUGAGCUCGUGCAGGAAUAAAGCAGCAGAAAGAGUGGAUGAGUGCGUGCGUGCGUGCGUGCGUGCGUGUGUUUGAUGUAAUGGUCUGCGCUAUUGUGCGGCGAACAGCUCCCAACUUGUUGUUCCUUCUGUCCGUUACUCGCCGUGUGAUCGACGACUCAGCACAUUUGUGACGAGGAUGUCCGCAGGUUGCCAGGAGGGUUUGAGGAUUUCACGGACAGUGAAGUGAUUUUCCUUUUCUUGGCUGCUGUGUGGAGAAGGGCUGCUAAAAAUAGCCCGAGUGCUGAUGGGGUUACAACGAACAGGUCGGUGGUGAGCUGAAACUUAGAGGAGGCAUGUGGAGAGAUGCUCACUUGUAGGACAUUUGAAUUCACAGCACGGAGAAAGUAAGAGCGCAGCAUUGAGAGAAAGAACGUUUACCUUUUGUUAUUUUUGUUGGAAGUAUUGAUUCACAUCAGUGUACUUCACUGGGGAGGAGAACAGAGACCAACAGGCGAUCCUGGGAGCAGCUUGUUGAUGGCACUGCGCACCAGCAGGACUUGGUUUGGGCAGGUCUUGCGCAGGGUCUCUCGGCUGCAGGGCUCCUGGUCCAGGCGAUCCAGUAGUCUCUUGUGUCUCUCCGCGAACCAGGAGCAGGACUUGGGGUUCUGUCGCCGGGAUCAGUACAAGGCGGGGGAUUACUGCUCCGACUCCGGCGUCCGCCGCGGCCAUCUUCACCGGAGCGCACCUGUCUGCGCCUCCGUCUCCAGGCGCUGUCCACACGGCUUUCCCAACGCUUGUUGCGCCAUCCCGGGGAACCCGAGGGGACAUGAACCCCUCGGCCGCCGGUUCCUGUUGGCCAUGAAGCGGCAAAACGUGCGGACCUUGUCCCUCAUCAUUUGCACGUUUACGUACCUGCUCGUCGGGGCCGCGGUCUUUGACGCCCUGGAGUCCGACUUCGAGAUGCGGGAGAAGGAGCAGCUGGAGGCGGAGGAGAAGCGUCUCCAGGGGAAAUAUAACAUCAGCGAGGAUGAUUACCGCAAACUGGAGUCCAUCAUCAUGGAGGCAGAGCCCCACAGAGCAGGGGUGCAGUGGAAAUUUGCAGGCUCGUUUUACUUUGCCAUCACGGUUAUAACAACCAUCGGCUACGGGCACGCGGCACCGGGGACGGACGCGGGGAAGGCCUUCUGCAUGUUUUAUGCCGUGCUGGGAAUCCCUCUGACUCUCGUCAUGUUUCAAAGUCUCGGCGAGAGGAUGAACACUUUUGUCAAGUACCUGCUGAAGCGCAUUAAGAAGUGCUGCGGCAUGAGAAUCACCGACGUGUCCAUGGAGAACAUGGUGACUGUGGGGUUCUUCUCCUGCAUUGGCACGCUGUGCAUCGGCGCCGCGGCCUUUUCCCACUACGAGGACUGGAGUUUCUUUCAGUCCUACUAUUACUGCUUCAUCACGUUAACAACUAUAGGCUUCGGGGACUUUGUGGCCCUUCAAAAGAACCGGGCCCUGCAGAAGAAGCCCCUGUAUGUAGCCUUUAGCUUCAUGUACAUCCUGGUGGGCCUGACGGUCAUCGGGGCCUUCCUCAACCUCGUGGUGCUCCGCUUUCUGACUAUGAACAGUGAGGACGAGCGGCGGGACGCGGAGGAGCGGGCCUCGCUCGCCGGCAACAGGAACAGCAUGAUCAUCCACAUCCAGGACGAGACGCUACAGCGCGAGCGACAGCGGCGCGAGCCGUACCGGGCGGAGGUGACCGACCUGCAGUCCGUCUGCUCCUGUAUGCACUACCACUCGCACGAGUUUGGCAGUUCCGGGAGAGGGAUGGCAGGUCUCGGCUGUGCCUUUCCCCAUCAGAACUCCUUCAGCUCACAGCUGCACCCCAAUCAGUACUUUCACUCAGUAUCUUACAGGAUCGAGGAGAUUUCGCCCAGCACCUUGAAAAACAGCUUCUUCCCGUCGCCCAUCAGCUCGGUGUCUCCGGGCCUCCACAGCUUCACAGAUAAUCACCAGCUCAUGAGGAGAAGGAAAUCCAUCUGAAGCCCGACACACAUGGGACAACCAGGGUCCAUGUUUUAUACAGAAGGUCACACACAGUUCCAAUGCUGCUCCUUUACCAAAUCUUAUUUCAGCACUUUCUUUUGUUUCCUUUGAUGUAAUAUACUGUAUAAAGUAUUCUUGGGGAACAGAUGACGACGAACACUGCGCAGGACGGCAAGUGUGGACACAUCGGGAUGCAAAGCAUGAAGCAUGGAUGUCUAUUUUUUCAAGAGAUUGCUCCAUUUAAAAAAAACACCACACAGACUAUACAUGAGACCUUCCUUAUUCAUAUAUUUGCAGUACAAAUUGAUAAUAUAUGAACUUUGGUCACAUGCCAAAUGAUGCACACAUGACAAAUGCUAUUUUUCAAAAGGGGGAAAUGCUCGUUUCACCUUAACUUGAAGAACCUUGUCCCCUUCUAUACUCCUCCAUUAGAGAAUAUAGCAUCAGGUAUUGUUUUCUAUAAGCAAUUAUGUAUUCCGAUGGUUUUGUCACACAUCAAGCCAAAAUUAUUGUUGCCAAUAUUAGCAUGUGCAUCAGAUGUCAUUGAAGCGAGUGUGCCAUGGGUUUUGUGACAUCAUCCUUAGGUCUGUUUGCAGAACAGAUGCAUGAUGGGUAACAGUUUGUCUUGGAUAUAAAGGACCAUGCUGCUGUUAUUGACGUUUUCCCUUCAUACGGGGAAUCAAAUCUGGCCACAGAAGCUUUAAUCUGUCACCCACUGCCUUCCCUCAUGACGAGUCUUCAAAUGAUUCCACCGGUGAAAUCCGUGUUUAGUUCUUCUCUUGUAGACAUUCACUCUUCUUUUACCUCAGACGCUUGUGCCAACACUCAUGAAUCACAGCAGAAUAAAUCCCUCCAUAAAAGAGGUAGACAUACAAGUAUGCUGUCAUGUCACAUUAAUCCAGUGGUUCCAUGACAGUGGACAUUACCGUGACCCUGAAGGUGACUGUCGCACAUUCUAACAUGUUCUGCUCGCCCGACCCGCGUGAACCAGCGUGUGAACCAGUGUCCUGCAUGCUCAGCACAGAUGUCGCCCCCUGUCCAUCCAUUUUCUACCGUUUCGGGGCACAACCUGGACAGUGUCCCUGUCCAUCACAGGGACACAACAACCAUUAAC